AUGAAAUUUUUUAACCGAACAGCAUUUUUUUUAACAAGAACGCAAUUAUGUGGAAAUAAAUUUAAUAUUAAUAAUUGGGGCACACCCACAUCUGAUGAACAGAAGAAAUCAAGCAAAGAAAGAGACGUAUUCCAUUUUUUUCUAUCUAGAAUUUUUACUUUAUUGCAGCAUAUUAUUAUUUAUCUGUUGGUACAUGUUAUACAUUUUUACACGGGGAAAGAAAAUAAAAACUUAGAACUUAAAUUAAGUAAUACGUAUGCAAGAAAUUUGUCUGAAAGUUUUUUUAAGCAUAGGAAUGGGGUUCGUUCCCUAUUUAAACAAGGAAUGAGGUUUGGUAAUGAAGAUUCAACACUUCUUUUUUCAGAUUGUACGUCACCCAGCAGUUCAGAAAAUAUAGUAUCUUGUUGUAAAUAUGAGGUAGUAGAAACAAUUUUAGGUGAUUCAAAGGAUUCAUCUGAUACUACUGAUAAACCUUAUGAAGUUAAAGUUGCAGAAGAAGACGAAUAUGAAGAUGAUUCUGAAGAUGAAUCUGGAGAUCAAUAUGAAGAAGAGAUGAUUGAAGUAACUGAUGAUUAUUAUGACGAUGACGAAGGUCAGUCUGAUGAUGAUUCUGAAGAAGACUACGUUACAAUAAUUUCACAUAAUGAAGAUAGUGAAAGUGAUGGGAAUGUAGAUAGAACAGAAAAUGAAGAUAUUAAUAAAUUUGAAAAUGGUAGCGUUAUUUUUAACAUUGAGAAGGAUGUGAAUUCAAGUAAUUUAGUGACGGAAGAAGAAUUAAAUAGGAAGCUUAAGAAAAUUAAUGGUAAUGUAGAUGUUAACCAAAUGAGCACAAUAUGGAAUGAUGUCAGUACUAUUGAGAAUAAAAAAUAUCAUGAUAUGACAAAUAGUUUAUGGAAUUGGUGUGAAUUGUUAGCAUUAGAAUAUAAAAUUCCUGAAGAACUUAUUUUAAAAGAGUGGAAGAAAGUUGUUGAUUUUACAUCAGAUGAAUUACUGAAAAAGAAUUUUAUUGAUAAUAAUGACUUUAAUGAAUUAAUUAAAGAAGGAAAAAUUGAUUAUUUGGACUUUAUUUAUUUUAUAAAACAUAAAAGGAAAUCUUGGAAAAAAUUUAUACAAAAGACAGAAGAUGUUUGGAGAAAUACAUUAGAUAAUAACUUCAGACGUAUUUUUAGUGAAUGA
Molecule: messenger RNA, 1176 nt
Organism: Plasmodium malariae
Lineage: Eukaryota; Apicomplexa; Aconoidasida; Haemosporida; Plasmodiidae
Product: Plasmodium exported protein (PHIST), unknown function
Exons: 2
Coding region: 1-1176 (391 amino acids)
Source: RefSeq, a predicted model, not a curated record